UUGAGUGACUCUACUGAACUGUACAGCACAUCAACAUUCGUUCAGAUUGCUACCAUGAAGUUCUUCUACUCCCUCACAGCGGGUCUGCUCUCCGCGAGCUUGGCCAGCGCUGCGGUCUCGCCAGAUGGAUCGUGUGGUGGAACCAACAAGUACACCUGCCAAGGUAGCUCAUACGGCAACUGCUGCUCUCAAUAUGGAUGGUGUGGAUCUUCGGAUGCUCAUUGCAAAGCGGGAUGCAACUCUGCUUUCGGAACAUGCCCUGGCAGCACACCUACAACCUCAAAGUCAUCAACCACGCCGGUCUUAACAUCAACACUGGCUCUGGGUGGUGUGGUUCGACAACCGACUACUGCGGAUCAACCUGCCAAGCAGGAUAUGGAAACUGUGGUAGUAACAACCCAUCAGGCACAAGUUCGACAAAGCCAAGCAGUACAGUUUCUGCGUCCCCGACUCCCUCAGCAAGUGGUGGUGUUCUCCAGUGCCUCAACGGCAAGAGUGUACCCUACAAGAUGACCUCGGAUGGCGAUUACGCCGAGCUCGUUGAGCCUUACAACCUCGCUCGCGCCUACAAGCCGUCUGUUGUCGUACUUCCCCAGACCCAGCAGAAUGUUCAAGAUGCCGUUGUUUGCGCUGCUCAGAACGGUAUCAAGGUUCAGGCUAAGUCUGGCGGUCACUCCUACGCAAGCUUCAGCUCCGGCGGUAAGGACGGUUCGAUGAUGAUCAGCCUUCAGUCCUUCCAGAACGUUGAGCUCGACACAAGCACCGGCAUCACAAAGGUCGGCGGUGGUGUUCGUCUUGGCAACCUUGCUGAUGGCAUCUACACCCAAGGUCAAAAGGCACUCUCGCACGGAACCUGCCCUGGAGUCGGUAUCGGUGGACACUUCACUCACGGUGGUUACGGUCACACCUCGCGUCACUGGGGUCUUGCUAUGGACCAAAUCGUUGCCGCUGAUGUCGUCCUUGCCGACGGCUCGCUCAUCAAGGCUUCUUCGACCGAGAAUUCCGAUGUAUUCUGGGGUAUCCGUGGUGCGGCUGAUUCACUCGGCAUAGUCACCAACUUUUACCUCCAGACUCAGGCCGCUCCCUCCAGUAUCACCUACUUCGCGUUCCCAUUCAGCAACAUGUACAGUUCCAAGACCACCUUCACCAACGCAUGGCUCCACCUUCAGGACUUUGCCAAGAACGCUUCGGUCGUCGACGACAAAAUCUCGUUCGGAGUAUACAUUGACAACUAUGGCACAUUCAGCCUGAGCGGUGCUUACUUCGGCAGCGUUGACGAGUUCAACACCAAGGUCAAGCCUGAGCUCCUCCGUACUCUGCCGGCUUCUACCUCCCCGACUGUCAAGGCGUACAGCUGGUAUGAUUAUCUGGUCCUCGUAUCUGGCAAGACGCAGAUCAAGGAGCCCUUGACCGGCUAUGACGAGCAUGAGAACUUCUUCGCCAAGUCCAUCACUGUUCCCGAGUCCAUUGGGCUCACCGCGAGCGCCCUGAAUGCUUGGUUCGACUACAUCAAGGGCACUUCAACCGAGUACUUCACCAUCGUCAACCUGUACGGCGGUCCCGGCUCAGCCAUCAACUCCAAGGAUACUACAUUCGCGGCGUACAACGACCGCGACAGCCUGUGGGUCUUCCAGAACUACGGCUACACCACCUCAUCGACAAACUUUAUCAACGGCCUCAAUGACGCUAUCAUCAAGGCGCAGCCUCAGACCAGCUUUGGCGCGUACUUGAACUACGUCGAUCCUAGCUACGAUGCUGCAACUGCGCAUAAGCUGUACUACGGCGAUGCGCUGUAUGCUAAGCUGUUGACGCUGAAGAAGAAGGUCGAUCCUAACAAUGUGUUCUGGAACCCUCAGGCUAUUGGUGCUUGAGCAUCGUGCUUGAGCGAUCGAGUUUUGGCUUUUUGCAUUAGCGAUCUGGCGUUUGGG
Molecule: messenger RNA, 1928 nt
Organism: Macroventuria anomochaeta
Lineage: Eukaryota; Fungi; Ascomycota; Dothideomycetes; Pleosporales; Didymellaceae
Product: carbohydrate-binding module family 18
Exons: 2
Coding region: 198-1871 (557 amino acids)
Molecular function (GO): oxidoreductase activity; FAD binding; chitin binding
Source: RefSeq, a predicted model, not a curated record